AUGAAUUCAAAUAUAAUUAAAAGAACUUAUGAGUGCUUAUAUACACAUCAGAAAAUACAAAAAAAUAAAAAAUGGCAAGAAGGAUAUUGUGAAAUAAUAGCUAGUUAUGGUAUGACUAAAAUAAAUUUGUUAAAUUUGAAUAAAAAUUGUAUAGAAAGUUCUGUAAAUAAUUCAAUAAAUUUUCUUAACAUCGAAGAAGAAAUAGAAUUAGCUAGUCAUUUAGUUCAGCUUGUUGACAUAAGUAAUUAUGAUGAAAAUGAAAUAAAAAAUGAAAAAGUUAAGAAAAGAAUUAGUACUUUUUUAUUAGAAAAUUUAGAUACAAAUAAAAAAAAAAGAGAAAGCUAUGAUUUAAAUUCACUUGAAAACGAUGAGAAAAAAAAUAAAGAAUUAAGUAAUCAUAAAAAAGCUGUAUAUACAAAUAAAAAUUUAAACUCUUAUAUUAAUAAAAAUAAAAAAUUUGAAAUACCAAGAAAAAUUAAUUAUGAAAUAAAUGAAAGUAAAAUAGAUGAAGACGAAAACGAACAGGAAGAAGAAAAAAAAAAGCAUGAUAUAUCAACUUACGAAGGUGUUAAGAAUAAUGUAACUAAUUUUAACUUAAAAUAUGAAGAAAAUGAAAAAACUGGGAAAAAUGAAAAAAAAGAAAAAAAUGAGAAUAAAUUUAUAAGUGUAACAUACACAAACAAGAAUUUAUUUAAUAAAAAAAAAAAGAAUAUAAAAUGGUUUGACGGAUAUAUUAAGAAAGUAGGAAAUACACUGACACUAUAUAAUUUUUCAGAAGAGAUAUUAUUUACAAAAAAAGAAGAGAAUAUAACAAAUGAUGAAUAUAUAACUUUGGGAAAUUUCAUUGUUUAUAAUAAUUUCAUAUGUAAAACAGAUAAGGAUGAAAUUAAAAUCAAGGAAAAUAUAUACCCUUAUUCAAGUCAUUAUAAAUACACUAAAAAUAAUAUAAAGUGUAACUUACAUGAUAUAAAUAUAAACAAGUUUGAUAAAGAAAACAUAGAAACAAAUUUAAGUAAGGAGAAUAACUUAAAUAUUUAUCAUAACAAAAAUAAUUCACAGAAUAACUCAGAUAGAGAUUUUAAAUGUCAUGACCAAGAAGAUUCUCCAUAUAAUACAUUGAAAAUACAAAAAAAUAUUUAUGAUAAAAAUUUUAAUAAAAUUCAUAAUAAAACCAUAGAAUAUGAUUUUUUAAAAGAAAAUGAUUGUAAUUCUUUUAAGAAGCAGAAAGAACAUGAAAUUCCUUUUUAUAGGAGCAAUGAUAAAAAAAUUUUUUUUUUAUGUGAAAAUGAUCAUAGUAAUAAUAUAUAUGAAGAAAUAAUUAAUAUAGGUAAAAUAACAAGCAAAAAUAAUUUUUCAUACAUAAAUAUUUUUAAAGAUAACUUUUAUAUGACAUUAGAUUCUGAUAUGAUAAAUUAUGUACAAAAAGAAAAUUUAGAUAAAACAAAUGAUAAUAAUUGUGAAGAAACAAAUGAAUUAAAUAAAUUUACAAAUGAUUUUGAAUCUUUUAAUAAUAGUAAAAAUAAUAAUAAUAAUAAUAAUAAUAAUAAUAAUAAUAAUAAUAAUAAUAAUAAUAAUAAUAAUAAUAAUAAUAGUAAUGGUAAAAUUUGUGAUAAUAACAAUAAGAGUGCUUAUAAUAAUACAAAUAAAAUACCUUCAAUAGGAUAUUUACAAAAUGAACCAAUUCAUUUAUCUAAUUUUAGUAAUAAUAAAAGUACACUUAAAUUAAAAAAUGAAAAAUGUUACUUAAAUAAUGUUUUAAAUAAAAAUACAGAAAACAUACAUGAAAAUAACACAAAAGAAAAUUCUAAUAAAUGUAAUAAUUUUGUUCAAGAUAAUUUAAAAAAAACAAAAGAGGAGUUCGUCUUACAUAAAGAUAUAAUAAUUGAAGAAGAAAACAUAAAAAAAAAUUUUUAUUCUGAAUUGUAUGAAAUAAAAAACAUAAGUAUUUUUGAAUCUAAUAACAUUAAUUUUUGUAUUAGUGAUAUUGAUAAUAUCAACAAAAAUAACUUAUUCUUACCCAUAUAUAUAACUAUUUUAAAAGAAAAAAUAGAUAUAAGAAAUAAGUUAAAUGAAUUACAAUAUUAUAAAAUACCGAAUUUUUUUAAAAACAAAUCAGAAUAUAUUUUAUAUUUUAUGAAUGCUAUUCUUUUUCAAAUAUAUUAUGAAGUUACGAAUAAAAUAUUAUAUUUUCAUAACAACUUAAUACAUUCAUUAAGUCAAAUAAAUGAUCAAAAAAAUAAAUGGAAAGGUAAUAAUAAUAAUUAUAUUGAGGAAAACCUUGAUUACUCUAGGAAUAAUAAUUCGAAAUUAGAUGAAAAAAAACAGAAUUAUAUAUCAGAUUUUUUGAAUGAAGAAAAAAAACAUAAUAAUUCAGAAGAUGAUUAUUUCCUAUUAUUACAAGAUGUUAAAAUUAUUUAUAGUGUUCAAGAUGAAAAUUUUAAUAAAUGUUGUAAAAACAGGUGUAAAUUUUUCCUGAAAAUUGGUGAAAAUGAUAAUUUUUUAAUACAAAAAAAUGGCACAAAAAAAAUUGAAGAUCUAAGUAAAUACAUUAGCGUAAAUCAUAUAAUAGUUUUAAGCAAAAAUAAUUAUUUUCUCGAUGAUAAAGAUUUGCUAAUUUUUAUUACAAAAUGGAAUUCCUUGAAAAAAGACCAUUUGGAAAUUUUUCCUUUGAAUUUAGAGACAUUUACAUAUAUGAACGAAAUAUUUAAAAAAGAAAAAAGCGAAUCAACAAAAGAAUAUUUUUACUUUUUUCAAAGACAUAAAAAAAAGAAUUUUUCUUUUUGUUUAUUUUUUAUUAAAAUUUUUGAUCAUAUGGAUAAUUUAAAAUAUUUAUUUUACUUUUAUAAAAACACAGAUAAAAUAAAGAACUAUAAAAAUGAUUUACAUAACAAUAUUAAUAAUAAUGAAGCAAACUAUGAUUUCAUCUUAAGUAAACUAGGAAUAAAAUAUUGUUCAGAAAAUAUUCCCGAUGAAUUUAUAAAAUUAAAUAACGUUAGUAAUGAUUAUAAAAAUGAAUUAAUAUUAAAUAUAAAAAAAAAUGAUAAUUUAAACACAAAACAGAAAACUAUACUUGAAUGCAUAAUUAAUUGGUUUAAAUAUAAUCAACAAGUAGAAGAAAAUAAUAAUAAAAAAAAAGAAAACUUAAUAAUAGAUAACCAAGAUAAUUUAGUAAAAAAUAAUAAUAGUGGCUUACUUGUUAAUGGAAUUUUUGGUUCUGGUAAAAGUACUCUUAUUUGCAAUAUUAUUUUAUAUUUAGAUAAAAUAUUAAGUUGUGAAGAAAAAAAAAUAAAAAAAAACAAAAGCAUUAUAAAAGAAAGUAAUGAAGAAAAAAAUAUGAAACAAAAUAAUAAUAUAAAAAAAAAUGAUUAUGAAAAAGACAUUAAGAAAAAUAAAGAAAAAUAUGAAAGUGAAAACGUUAGGAAAAAAAUAUUACUAAUGUGCAACACGAACUUAGGCGUUGAUAAUAUUCUUUUAAAAUUGAAAUUUGAUUUUGAUUUUUAUAAUUUUGCCAGAAUAGGAAGUAUUUUUGAAAUAAACUUUUUUUUAAUUACAAAUUUUAUUAAUAUAAAUUCAAAAGAAGAAAAAAAUAUAGAGGAACUCAAAAGAUAUUUAGAAAAUAUAAAUAACAAAUCAGACAAUUUGACUAAUAAUUUUAAUAAUAACAAUAUUAACGGAAAUAAUUAUAAAAAUUCAUUAAGUAAUUCCUGUAAUUCAGACGUAUAUAAAAUGAGUGAUAAUGAUUUAAAUAAAAUAGAAAAAAAUAAUAUGGAUAAAUUCUGUAUUGAUAAUAAAGAAAAAAUAAGAAAUGAUAUAAAUAAAAUAAAAAAUUUUGAUAUACUAGUAGAUAUUUUAAAAAAAAAAAAAGAUUUCGUUUUAAAAAAUAAAUAUAAAAAUAAAAGAGUUAUAGCAGGAACAUGUAAAAGUUUAUAUAUCUUUGAAAAAUUAAAUUCAGUAAAAAAAAGUAUUAAUUAUUUAAUUGUCGAUGAAUGUACUCAAAUAAAUGAAUUAACUCUUUUAAAAUUUUUUAUGAAAUUUCCAAUAAAAAAAUUUAUACUAAUUGGUGAUGUAAAACAACUGAGUUUUGUUUUAAAAAGUAAAAGUGAUUUAACGCGUAGUAUGUUUUCAAGACUUAUUGAAAAUGAGUUAUUUAUUAAAAAUUAUUAUAUGGAAUAUGAAGAUAAAUUAAAUAAUAUGGAUGAUAAUAAAAUUUAUACUAACAGUCAUUUAGAUAUAAAUAAAAUAAUGGAUGAUAUAAAUAACUUAAGUGAUGUAGAAUUUUCCCUUUUGAAAAAUAAUUUAUAUGAAAAAAUGUUUGAAUUAGAUAUUGAGAAAAAUGAUAUAGAAAAUGAUAUUAAAAAAAAAAAUUAUAUAAAAAAGGAUAAAAUUAAUUUAACCAAUGCCUUGUAUAUUAAUAAAUUAAUAAUUAUGAAUAAGCAGUAUAGAUGUCAUCCAAGUAUAAGUGAUUUAUGUAGUCAAUUAUUUUACAAUAAUCAUAUAAAAAAUGGGAAAAAUACAAAGAAAAUUAAAGUUCUUUACAAUAAAUAUGACUCUCACGUAAACUUAAUUUUAAUAAAAAAAAAUUAUAAAGAAAUUAAAUAUAAUUCUUCAUAUGUUAAUAUAUUAGAGGCUAACAUUAUUUUAAAUAUAUGUGAAAAUAUGAUUGAUAAUAACAUUAAGCCUGAAGAUAUAGGAGUAAUAACUUUAUAUAAGUAUCAAUCGUUUUAUAUAAAAAGUAAAAUGAAACAUUUAAAAAAUUAUGAUCAACUAAAAAAAAUAAAAGUUAGUACUGUAGAUGCCUUUCAAGGUUUAGAAAAAGAAAUAAUUUUAUUUUCAUGUGUCUUAAGUUCAUUUAUAAAUGAAAAAACGAUUGUUAAUAAAAAAAGGUGUUAUGUUUUAGAUAAUAAUCAAAUAAUUUACAAUAAUAAUAAUAUGAAUAAUGAAAUUUAUAAUAACAAGAUAAAUAAUAAAAAAACUAACAAUUUACUUAAAAGUAAAACAAUAAAUUUUAAUGUUCUCUCAAAAAAUUUAUCAAAUGAAAACUCUUCUUAUAAUAGUAAUAAUUAUUAUGAACAUUUUUAUGAAAAUAAAAACAGGAUAAAUGUAGCAUUAAGUAGAGCAAAAAGUCAAUUGAUAAUUAUUGCUCACAAUAAUUUUAUAGAAAAGAAUAAAAUAUGGAAUUAUAUCAAAUCUAAAUCAAAAGUAUAUUAUUAUGAUUAA
Messenger RNA from Plasmodium gallinaceum, 5217 nucleotides. Its product is annotated as conserved Plasmodium protein, unknown function. Gene Ontology annotation, molecular function: 5'-3' DNA helicase activity. The transcript has a single exon. Lineage: Eukaryota; Apicomplexa; Aconoidasida; Haemosporida; Plasmodiidae. The record is from RefSeq and is a predicted model, not a curated record. The coding region runs from base 1 to 5217 and encodes 1738 amino acids.